AUGGCAUCAGAAAGUUCUAAUAAUGAUGGCGAUGGCGAUGGCGAUGACGAUUAUGAUUUUUCAUUUCCUAUUGCACCAGGUCCUUACUGGAAACUACCAAGUCCAUCAUUAGUUCUUGAAUACUUUACCGUGUUGAGAGUCAGUACAUCGCCGGCGAUUGAUUACGUUCUUGUGGUAGAUACAGGAAGUUCUCUCACGUGGAUCCAAUGCUUUCCUUGUAAUAAAUGUUAUGAGCAAGUAGCUCCCAUAUUUGAUCCAAAACGGUCCGCAACGUAUUCGGUCAGGUAUUGUAAUCAACAUGUAUCACCUUGUGAUGGAUGUAACGAUCGUGGAGAAUGCACUUACAAUUAUGUCUAUGGUGACGGAUCAUACUCGCAAGGAGUAAUAGCUCAAGAAGUUUACAGUGUCGGUGAUCAUAUGAUGAAUUUGACUAUCGGAUGCGCGCAUAAUAGUAGCGGAACAUUUAAUCAUUCCGAUGGAAUAUUGGGGCUUGGUCGUGCUGAAUUCUCUUUUGCAUCUCAAGUUGAUCGUAGGUAUGGUUUUAAAAAGUUCUCUUAUUGUCUCGUCGAUAAGUCCAUGAAAGAAGUACCUGUUGUAUCAUCUAUAAGAUUUGGCAAUGACUUAUUAGAUCUACCGAGCGAUGUAGUGUAUACACCGAUUAUUCAAAACCCCGACCAUUACUACAUCAACCUUACUAGUAUUAUUGUAGCGAGCAAACUAAUUACAGUUCAUACGUCACUCCCCAAUGGAAUAAUGGUUGAUUCAGGAGCUUUGCUCUCCUCGUUUCCUCGGCCUCUUUAUGAAGCUGUACGUGAUCCAUUCCGUGUUGCUGCUCUUAGACUUGGUUGGAAACCUGUGACUUACAAAUAUCAUGACACGUGCUAUGAUUUGAGUUCAUAUACUGGGGGAAUUGUCACUGUCAAAGCACCAGAGGUGAUUUUGUACUUCGCCGGUGAUGAUGAGGCAGCUAUCGACUUGAAAGCUGAAAACGUAUUGUUUAAUUAUGCUUGGGUCGAGGCGAAUUUUUAUUGUCUUGCAUUUCGGCCAAAUUUAUACGAGGGGUUUGCGAUUCUCGGUAAUGUACAACAACAAGGAAUCCGUGUUGUAUAUGAUAAUGUUGAAAAAGUUAUUGGUUGGUUUGACAGCCUGAUGAAUGGAACAAUAACAGACAGUGAUGUAACUUCUAGAGCUAUAAUGCUUGGAGUUUAUGGUCUGAAAGAUGUGGAAAAGUGUUUCAGCAGUUCCACUACUUUUUCAGGUGGCAUUGGUCUAAUAAUUAGAAAUGUUGCAGGAACACAACAAGCAGCAAGGUGUAUCUAUCUAACGGAAAUUAGAAGUGCAGAACAGGCGGAGUGCAUUGGACUGUGGCAGGCUGUGCGUUGGGAAAAGGAGCAAAAGUUAGAGAAAGUUCACUUUGAGAUGGAUGCCAAAUUCGUUGUUGAUGCUGUUAACAAAAACAAUGGAGCCAUUGAUUGGAGACUGCACAACAUUGUUCUUGACAUUAAACAUUUGUUUUCAGUUUACUUCUUGGAAAUUGUCUUAUGUUCCAAAAUAAAGAAAUAA
Papaver somniferum (opium poppy) is the source of this 1563-nucleotide messenger RNA. Its product is annotated as aspartyl protease family protein 2-like. The record is from RefSeq and is a predicted model, not a curated record. Lineage: Eukaryota; Viridiplantae; Streptophyta; Magnoliopsida; Ranunculales; Papaveraceae. The transcript is spliced from 3 exons. Gene Ontology annotation, molecular function: RNA-DNA hybrid ribonuclease activity; aspartic-type endopeptidase activity; nucleic acid binding. Gene Ontology annotation, biological process: proteolysis. The coding region runs from base 1 to 1563 and encodes 520 amino acids.